GGAUGGUCCGGAUGGCGCAUGCUGCCCAGACGAGCCUUUUUUGCAGAAGAUUCGAGAAGGUGCUGGACUCUUUGUCCCAGUCCGCGAAGACAUGAAUUGCAAUGCAAAAAAAUUGGAGCAUUGUUCCGGGUUCCUCGACGAAGACGAGCAGCACCUCAUUAUAAGCAUGCUGAAUGGCAGCUGGUCUGACGACCUCUCACAGAAAGCAGAGCUCACACACGUGUGCAGUGCUGGAUGCUGCAGGGACCGCCAAGAAAGCGUGCAGAAGGUGAAGAAGGCACUGCAGAUUGCUUUGCGCAUGUGCGCAACACCACUACUGUACCGUUGGAAGCAUGUGUCCCCUAUGGCAGAAAUGGUUCUCCGCGGACUUCUCAUUCACAACCUCUGGCCCUACGUUUGGAGAGAAUGCAUGCGGGAGAAACAUGACGUCGAAGUGGAGAUUCCUGAGACUGCAGAUGACCCGAACUUGUCGCCUGCAGAGGCUCAGAAGAUCCGUUCAGCGAAAGUACUUCAGAUGCUCGAAAGUCCCGAUUGCAUCGCUUCUUUCGCCAGGGCUGUUCUCCUGGUGCGGCCUUUGCGACUGUACGUAGACUUCGUCUCGCUGGUAGAGACGGUGCGUCUGCACAGGCGCCUCCACCGCAAAGGACUUUUGGCGGCUGGAUCCGGUACCCGCCACGACGAGAACGAUCUUGUGCACAUGAACCUGCAGCUGGUGACUGGCCGCAGAGGAUUGCAGGUGUGCGUAGACUUCCUGGAGUUGCUCCGUGCCAGCCCCGACCAGGAGGAGAAUCAAUGGAAUGCGGAAGUGAACCUUGAUCAUGACAGCACCGUCCCCUCCGUCCUCAUGGCCAUGUGUGAUGCAUUCCGACGGCUGCAUGCGUGUUUCCUAGGCAUCUUCGUCAGUCGUCUGGUGCUUGCAGCGCAUGUCGUGACAGGCUGUUUGCAGAGGAGUGCACUUCGUUUCCGCGCUGCUAGUGAGACGGAGCGUUCUUCGUCGUCGGAUUCACCUGAUGUCAUUGUUUCCCAUGAUCCCUCGUCGCACUGCGGAUGUGACAUUUCUGCCGAGAACGAGAACAGCGAUGUGCAGGAGCAUUUUUUGGAGGAAGAAGCUCACGAGCAAGAGGAGGAGGAAGCUGCCGAAGAAGAUGAAGAAGUUGAUUUACACCGGGAGCCAACUGCCUCCACGACGGGCAGUGCCCCAGUCCCAGCGCAAGGUGGUGAAGAUGCAGCCGCAGGCCCUGACCUGCAGGCAGAGGGGUCAGGGAGCGGGUCGUGGAUUGUCCUGCCGCCCCUCUCUCACAGCCAAAGCAAUGGUGAAGGAAGUGAGUCAGAGGCUGACUCUUCUCACUCGGAAGUGGAAGUGGGGACUGGCCUUGUCGGUCCUGUCACACGGGCAGGAGGUGAUGGAGAUCACCGGGAUCCUGGGCCACCUGCACCUACAUCCCUGGCCAACAAUCGUGUCGUGGUUCAGGUACGCGCAGGACGCAAUGUGACCACUGUGAGUGCGACCAGGGAGACGGCUCGGAUUGCCGUCGUUGUCUACGGCAGUGCCAAUGAUGUAUACAUGAAGUAUGUGCUGGAUGGCAACAUUGACGACAGGCAGAAGGAGGCACGCUUUCAGCAAGUCAAAAGCCUUCUCCGUGACAUUCUGAUUGAAUUACCGGCAUCCAGCGUUGAAAUCGAAAAGAUGCACGCCAACACUUUGUUGGACAACAAGGUCUGGAGACAGGAGGCAAAAGGGCCCAGCAGGUGUCAAAUGGACACGUACACAACUGGUGUGUCCUUGGAGCAUGAGCAGCUCAAGAUGGCAUGCGAACAGCAGUGUUUGGGCAAGGGUCGUCGGCGGACCUUGAGGUUGCUACAGACACGAUUAUGCGAUUCGUCGGGCCCAAACAACCUGGGCUUGAAUGUGCGGAGGAAGAGGAAGAGCAAGCAUUUGGAAGCAGCAGAUGACGAGCAUGCCGCAGAUGUGCCGCAGCCAGCGUCGCGAAACAAAAGCAUGAGUGGGUCCCAAGUUGGGGACAGGCGCGCUUUGGUGGAGAAGGACUCUGUUUCCCGCCAAUGGCAGCGUGCGACUGCUGAGGAAAAGGCAGAGUACCAAAGGCAGGCAGACAGGAUGCAGGCUGCGCGUGAAGAGGUCUUGAGUCAGUCACUGUCGAAAACCGAACUGGACGAGCACCCAGCUCUCCGAAAGUCGCAGAUCUCGCGGCUGCAUCAUGCCCGGCUUGGCCACAGUGUUCAAGAUCUUUCCCAGCACCCAGUAUGGGACAGUGGCCUGAAGGUGGCUGGACACAACAGCCCCCUCAAGGAAGAGCAUGUGUUGUCGGGUCUCUCCGAGGAAGACUUGCAGCAGAAACACAAGGCUUUGUUUGGGUUCGAUCCUACCGUCGUGCCAAACCCGCAGCGGAUGCCGACUUUCCACCGCAGUUGCCGAUCCUUCUGUGCUGGCUUAUGCAGGUGCAAUGAGAAUUUCGAGAUAGUCGUUGACCUCGUUCGGGCUUUUGAGCAGUCAUUGCAAGCGCGCAAAUUGUCCGGGGAGCCGAUGGUUUUAUCGGUGCAGCCGAUUCACGGCGAGAAGCAGUGGGUGUUCCUGGGCUGCGUGUGCAAACGACCGAUGUUACAGCAUGUUGUGGUGCACUUGUGGGCCCGGACUCCGGAACAGCUCUCCAUUACAGUGAAAGACGGUGCUCCGCAGAUUUCGACCAUGCACCAGAUAUUGGAGACGCAGAUUCGACAGCAUGUUGGCGCCGGCAGGCCGCGAGACACCUUCCGUGUCGAGGUUUACUUUUUCCCGGACUGCAGCUGUGGUCAAAUUGACGCUGACCUUGUUCUCUACCCGCGCGAUGACAAGUUCUCAGACUCCAUCGUACUGCCGCACGACACGGCCGACCCACCGAACUACGUACGUCGAGCAGCCCCUGUUCGUGGAAAGUUACCCUUCGGAAUCGGACGGCCGCCCCAAAAGCCGGCCAAGAGAUCCGCGACUGGCAUGAAGAAACAGAAAGAGACGCGGGGAUCUGGCAGUGAGGAAGAGGGGGAAGCUCCAGUGUCGGCAGCUUCUGCAGCGCACGAUGCCACUCUUGACAUGGCCCCGGAAGCCACCAACGUGCCCAGUGCAGAGACAAGGCUGGAAGCAGAUGAUUUCGCGGCUACGUUGCCACCUGCUUUGGCGCGGGAACUGCUCGCUGGUGUUUCUGCAGAGGAGAGCCUGGACAAUCCCAAUGCCGCGGCCAAUGCGAGUGAGUCAAAAAAGAAGCCACACGGCCAGCUUGCCACUGCUGCCGGCGGUGGUUGCAAGUUUCAAGCCACGCUUGGAAUUAUCGAUGUUGGGCCGGUGCUGAGGAAAGGUGUUUCCUGCUACAACUGCGGAGCAGUCGUCGACAAGGGAUGUCUCAAGUUCACAUAUGCAUUUAAAAGAAACAAACCAGCUCGCAGCAUUCACACAUCUUGCCUGCCUCAAAUUCCGAAGGAGCUUGUGCAAGCAUCUGUGGCCACGUUGGAGAAUUUAGUGCACGGGCACACUCGGGCUUUGAAGCCUCCUGAAGCAUCGGCAUGCCACGAGGCACUGCGU
Messenger RNA from Symbiodinium necroappetens, 3571 nucleotides. NCBI's taxonomy places the organism in Eukaryota, Dinophyceae, Suessiales, Symbiodiniaceae. The record is from the annotation of a GenBank genome assembly.